AGUGCCAGUGCAGCGCUGGGUGACUCUCCCGUACUCGCUGCGGGAGGAGGGGGAGGGCGGGCGCUGUGUACCUUUCCCUCCCGUGCCUUUCCUCACUUUAAGGAGCCGGGGCCAAUCGCCGGCAGAAGGGAACAAAGGGAAGGGGGGGAGGGAAGCCCACCCCAGCAGCGGCCGCACCAGAAAAACCCCCAGGGAGGCAGAGCCCUGCGGCUCCCGCUGACAGCAGCGCGGCUCCGGACUGGUCGCCGGGAUUCGCGCUCCGCGGCGGCGCUGCUGCUGCUUCUCCUCCGUCCUCAUCCUCCUCGCCGAGUUUAAAGGGGGAGAAGCGUCCGGCAAAGGGAGAGAAACUUGGCUCGGCGAGUGAGUGCCCCUGGCUCCUAGCGUGUGGGGUGUCUGGCGGCAGCGGCGGCUCGGUCCUGGCGAUCAAGAUGAAAAGUAAAAAAGGUGUAGUUGCAAUAUCAGGCAGUGAAACGGAGGAUGAUGACACUAUGGAUGUCCCACUGGAUCUUUCCUCAUCUGCUGGCUCAGGCAAACGGAGGAGACGUGGCAACCUGCCUAAGGAAUCUGUGCAGAUACUUCGGGACUGGCUGUAUGAGCACCGAUACAACGCUUAUCCUUCAGAGCAAGAAAAAGCGCUAUUAUCCCGACAAACACACCUUUCCACACUACAGGUCUGCAACUGGUUUAUCAAUGCACGCCGCAGGCUUUUACCUGACAUGUUGAGGAAGGAUGGCAAAGACCCAAAUCAAUUCACUAUCUCGCGGCGAGGGACCAAGCUUCCCGAGGGCGGCCUGGUGGAGUCUUCCAUCAGCACAAAGAACUACAUUCCCCUGCUGGAGGAGACUGCCUUCCUUCCUGCUGGCGCACCGCUCGGCAAGACUGUGUCCUCUUCCAAGCCGUCUUCCCCGGGAUCGGUCCUGGCUCGGCCGUCGGUGAUUUGCCACACGACUGUGACUGCAUUGAAAGACGCCCCGUUCCACUUUUGCCAGCCGGCUGAGGUAGGCCAGACCACGGACCUGCAGCAGCCCCCAGCCAACGCCUUCACAGACAACUCCCUCUCCUACCAUGAGGACGCAUCUAAACUGGGACCUGGUGCAAAUGCACAAAGUGGGCUCUUUAACACUCCUCCUCCAACCCCACCAGACCUUAACCAGGAUUUUAGUGGAUUUCAGCUGCUGGUGGAUGUUGCACUCAAAAGGGCGGCAGAAAUGGAGUUGCAGGCAAAACUUAUGGCCUAAAUUCCCUUCCUUCUCCUUCCCCGUUUUGUUUUUCCAGGCAGGGAUCUAACAGCUGUGUGGUUAUUGCCACCCACACGAUAUCAAAAGACUUCACUGCAUUAUUAUUAUUUUUUUUUUAUUAAUCUUAUUUGCACAAGGGAUUGCUGAAAUGAAGCUUCCUGUCACUGAGAUGGUCUUCAGUGGAAUAUGGUCAUUCCAAGAAUUAUAAACUUAAAGCUACUGUAGAAAGAAAGGAUUGUGUGUUGGGUUUUUUUUUUUUUUUAAUGUUUUCUUUGUAGGUUUUUCAUAAUGUGAGAUGGUUCCCAAGAUCAUGUGAUUUGUUUUUGUUUCUUUCAGACUGUGCAAUAUCUAGUAAUGAUAGAGUCUUCUUAUCAUUCCCAUGUGGAACAGAAUAUACCGACACGCUGUCUAAAAUAAAUUUUCAAUUUUUUUAACAAUACAAACUUUGGAUGAUUAUGCUUUUUUCCCAUAAUGUAAUAAAAUAUUUUCUUUAAAAAUGGAUGCCUACAGAGUAUUUUGUUGAAUACGAGCUUUGCAAAAACCACGGCUUUAAUCUUGAAAUCAAUGGAAGUGAGAAAUACUUUUGUGCUCAUACUGUCUUUGUUUUGUUAAGAGAGCUAUGCUAGCAGUUGUUGUUAACCAGAUGUUUAAAGGAAUGCUGAAAAGUGGGCCAGAAGUACCUGAGUGUGUUCUGCUAUGUUGAAAUUUUUUAAAGGGGCCAAAGGGAGUUAUGUAGGCAACUUUCGUUAAAUUUCAGUGGGAUAUCUUAGGCCCUUCUACGAGUUCCAGCUUUUGACUCCCAGAAAUACUUCAGGGCUGUGAGAUGUGACAGCCCAUGGGGAAGUUGACCUGAAGACGAAAUUAGAAGGCAGAAGAAGGGGCUGGGGCAAGCAUUCUUUGCAGGUCUUUACGAUACAGCUCGACAAAUUUUGGAGAAGGACAAGGGCUCCCACUCUUACAUUUCUUUGACUACCAAUGACAAGGUUUUGACUCUGUAAUUCUAGCAGACUGAAAUAGAAGAGACUAUUGGAUUGAAAUCUGAAUUCUGGGAGCCAGGUCUUGGUAAGAUACUCAAACAGGUGGUUGACUAAGAUUUAGAAGAGAUCCCUGUUGUAUUGGGGUGUAUUUUGACCAACAGAAUCUAAAUUACCUUUCAGAAAAAGGCUCUGCUAUCAAAAUGACUUCUUACUGAAAAAUGUGAAGACUUGCAGCUCACAUUUCAAUUUACUUGAAUGUCAGUCACCCACCCCUAUUCUUCUAACAACAGUGAAAUAAGAGACCUCUAGGGGAAAAAAUCAGUUCCGGCUAAUCCUUAAAAACAAACCAGUUGUCUGUUUGGGAGGGUGGGGGAGGGCUUUGUGUGGAGCAGGAGAGCUGACGAAUUUAAGGAUAUCAUUCUGAGUAGAAGACUAAAAUAUUCAGACUGCAAUGUGUAUGCAUUUUGUUUUGUUGUGGCCUUUAUUUCUUUUUAGUGUCAGAAAUACUCUUCAUUUGUUCUCUGGAGUACUGUUUGGAAUUCUACUGAGCUUCUGCCUUUCUUUAUUUAACCUACAAGUUAAAAAUCAACGAUUAUAUUUAAAAGAAAAAGGGCAAAUUGUAAACACUGUGGCUUACUCCUGUCUGCAUCAGCUUCAAUAACACAAUCAUCCUAAUAUACUGUAUGCAUAUAAAUACUUUUUUAAGAAAACUUUCUACUGAAAUAAAGCUAGAAAAAUAUUUUUGAAUAUAGGCAGAGGUAGCUGAAUACUUUGUCUUCAAGGAAUAGCAUAUGAGUCUGGAAAGAGCCUUGCGUCUUGUCCCUUUGGGCACACUGUAAUUUAUACUUCUAGGUUAUUUUCCCGGGGAUGCCUAUGUAUGGUUUUUCACUUGUUUGUUUGGGUUUUUUUUAAUGGCUAAUUAUAAAAUAAAAUGAUAAUACAC
Molecule: messenger RNA, 3158 nt
Organism: Calidris pugnax (ruff)
Lineage: Eukaryota; Metazoa; Chordata; Aves; Charadriiformes; Scolopacidae
Gene: TGIF1
Product: TGFB-induced factor homeobox 1
Exons: 3
Coding region: 429-1238 (269 amino acids)
Biological process (GO): regulation of transcription by RNA polymerase II
Molecular function (GO): RNA polymerase II cis-regulatory region sequence-specific DNA binding; DNA-binding transcription factor activity, RNA polymerase II-specific
Source: RefSeq, a predicted model, not a curated record